Messenger RNA from Lentinula edodes (shiitake mushroom), 165 nucleotides. RefSeq lists its product as uncharacterized. NCBI's taxonomy places the organism in Eukaryota, Fungi, Basidiomycota, Agaricomycetes, Agaricales, Omphalotaceae. Gene Ontology annotation, biological process: regulation of cyclin-dependent protein serine/threonine kinase activity. The record is from RefSeq and is a predicted model, not a curated record. Gene Ontology annotation, molecular function: protein kinase binding; cyclin-dependent protein serine/threonine kinase regulator activity. The transcript has a single exon. The annotation marks the transcript as partial. Gene Ontology annotation, cellular component: nucleus; cyclin-dependent protein kinase holoenzyme complex.
UGCCCACGUCGAGCUUUCUUAGCAUCACUUAUCCUUGCGUCGAAGUUCACGCAAGAUAAGUGUUACUCUAAUAGAGCGUGGGCCAAGCUAUCUGGCCUUCCACCAAGAGAAAUCGGUCGUUGCGAGCGUGCUCUCGGUGAUGCGUUAGAUUGGCGUCUCUGGGUG